GGUGACGCACGCCGCGGCCGCGAGGACCUUUUGUGAGUCACUCCGGGCUGCCCUGCCGCGGAGGUGCGGGGACCCGGGCUUGCGCCGGCGGGGGCGGUGGGCUCACCUAUGGGCCUUUCCAAAAGCAAGCAGAAACCCAGGAAAGGUGAGGAACAAAAGAAGGGAUCCACCUAUUCAGUUCCAAAAUCUAAGGAGAAGUUGAUGGAGAAGCAUUCCCAGGAAGGCAGGCAGGCAGACAGGGAGUUGGAGAAGCCUAUGGACAGCCUCCACCCCGGGUCCGGGACAGCCAAGCACCUGCCGCCGGCAACUUCGCUGGAAGAGAAACCUGAUGUAAAGCAAAAGUGCAGCAGGAAGAAAGUGGUCGUUCCACAGAUCAUCAUCACCCGAGCGUCAAAUGAGACGCUAGUCAGCUGCAGUUCCAGCGGGAGUGACGAGCAGAGAACCAUUCGGGAGCCGGAGGACUGGGGCCCCUACCGGCGGCACAGGAACCCCAGUACAGCAGACGCCUAUAAUUCACAUCUCAAAGAAUAAACAAGCACCCUUGCAUGGCACUCGUUACUGCCUGCAAUAGGCGUCUCAGGAACGGCCGCCCCACCCUGUGAGAAGCCGCGGCCCCUUCUCCAGUGCUGUCAUGAAGGGUGGCACCAGGGCCGCCCACCCUGUGAGAAACUGCAGCCCUCUUCUCCAGUGCUCUCAGGGAGGGUGCACCAGGGCCACCCCACCUGGUGAGAAACUGCAGCCCUCUUCUCCAGUGCUGUCAUGAAGGGUGGCACCAGAGCUGCCUACCCUGUGAGAAACUGCAGCCCUCUUCUCCAGUGCUCUUGGGGAGGGUGCACCAGGCCCGCCCCACCCUGUGAGAAGCCGUGGCCCCUUCUCCAGUGCCAUUUGGCCUUGCCUUCCCCAGAGCUGCUAGCAGCUCGGUCGAGGCAAGAGUGACUGGCUCAGAGAGCGAGCUUUGUGGUAUUGAUAAAUGAAUAGCAUGUUCAUGUUGGAAGUGGCUGGCUGUGCGGAGUGAUGGACAGCAGAUGGCAUCUCAUUCUGAUUCGCAGUGGGCAGUUAAAACACUUCCCUUCGUUUCAGAAGGAGACAGUGUGAAUACCUGGAAGUUAAGUGAAUAAGGUGCCCCCCAAACUUCAGGAAAGGGCCAGAUUCUAAGAGCUAAACGUUAAGAUGUAAUGUUCCAGAACAAACAGGUGCAGAGUUGCCUAAUGGGGCCCCAGGGCUCCUAGCUUGACUGUAAUCUGAGUCAGCUUAUGAAAAGGUCCCAAAGAAGAAUGUGGAAUGUGUGCUGGGGGCGUGGGACAGCCAUGGCACUGAGACUUUGGAAGUGGCCUUGCCAGCGCUGUCCUGUCUUUCUGGCCCACAGAUAAGGGCUCCCAAUUGAGGAAGGCCACGGAAGGGACCUGAACACAACGGCGUGAGACAAGUUAUCUCACGUGGCUGCACCUCUCCAGUAACCCUCAGCUCAGGCUGGACUUUCCGCCUGUGUUGAGAAUGCCCUGCCCUGUCUGGAAGCCUGAUGCAUGUAGUGACAGUGUGUUAGCUUUGUUCGUUUCUAGUCUGGCCAGCAGGCUUUGCAUGUGAUCUCCCAUUGGCUUGCUUCAGUGGCCAACGGAGCCAGGGGUGUCCACCAGAGUCCUGGACACAGACUUCUCGGGUGCCAGCGGCAGGGAACCUGCUGCCUGCCACACACAUACAAUUUCUAAUCCAUACAGGCCUAUGUAGUAUAUACACACAUACACAGAGCCUUAGGAAUUGCGAAAGGCCAAUCAAAACUUGGGGCCCUAAUUUCACUCUGCCAAAA
Molecule: messenger RNA, 1804 nt
Organism: Nomascus leucogenys (northern white-cheeked gibbon)
Lineage: Eukaryota; Metazoa; Chordata; Mammalia; Primates; Hylobatidae
Gene: SPATA33
Product: spermatogenesis associated 33
Cellular component (GO): cytoplasm; nucleus
Source: RefSeq, a predicted model, not a curated record